CGUCGCCAUGACAGCGAAUGACGCUUCACUAGAAGAAUUAGUUGGUAAUGUAGGUAGGUCGGUCGCCUCUCGACAUGAUUGCAGUAGUUGGCAACAAAGAGGCAAUAAUUCGCAAGGACUCUAAUUAUUUUACUAAUACAGAAAAAACGCUGACCACUAGAAAUCUAAGCUCCAGUCUUAAUCUCCCUGGAAAUCGCAGGUCUAUGAAUUUGCAACGCCGCCCUCGCUCAGCAAUGGAAACACGAGAUAAGGGGCCCACAGUAGAAGAUCUUGAGAGCACUUUAUCGAAGCUUAAAUCAGACUUGAGACAUCUCAAUGAUAGUUUAGAAGAAAACUAUGCGAAGAGUCUCGUAUUUGCAAGAGAUGCGAAUUACGAUCAGGACAAAUACAUUGAGGAGUUUCAUAAAGAAAACCGAUUGGGUAGUAAUGGUUAUGGUGACUAUUUGAACGAUGAUGCAGAACUGAGAGAUUUGCUGCAGCGGAAGGAUGAGGAGGCAGUGUCACAUUUACCACCAAGAGACUCAAAGUGGUAUAGGGACCCACAGCAUUUGACGACAUCCAUGGGUAAUUUCGACACUGCAAAAAAGCUCGGAAUAUCAACACGAUCUGUGUCACCCACUAGUAGGGGAACUGGAAUUUUUGGUGCUGAAAUGGCCACAAAGAAUAUUUAUGGUCAGCUGACAUCCACUGAUUUAGCAUCAAGUAUGGAGACGUUUCCAGUGAGGCUGACUGCCCCACACAUUGUCGGAGUACGUUCUUUGCUUCCACCUGAUUUUCCUGUCAAAAUGCAAAGGCCUGCAACAGCAGCUGGUACAACUUCAGAAGUAACGGUGGUGCCAAACUUUGCAACUCGCAGUCCAUCCAGGGCCCACUCACCUCGACCAACUUGGGUGCCAAACUCACGCAAUGCAAAUGCUAGUGCCAAACCACCACCUGCUUUAAGCACGACAAAGCGUCGGUGCAAAUCUGCAUCAAUGAAGCGUGCGACUGUGCUUGGUGCUGCAGGAGCCAAUUCCUCAAAUGAGUUGGUCACUCGUGGGCGUUCCAUAACAAGGCACUCGACCAUGAGUGAGGGGUCAUAUCCAAGACAAAUACACCCCUUGCCUUCCGAAACAGAGUUGAGAUUCCUUAGAUCAGCAGAUCAAAUCGACACCCGCAGAGCAUUGGUUGAAAAUAGCCCUUACCAACAAGAGCUUGCAAAGCUUCGUCUUGCAAGGUUACGUGUGGAAGAAGAGUAUUUGCUUCAACUUAAGCGAGAGUCCGAGUUAGAGAGGGUAAGAGGGCCAAAACCCAAAUGGUACACAAUGAAGGGACCAGAGUUUCACUAUGAAUGUAACAAGAACACCACUCUUCACAAGAACAAAAAGUCUUGGGCGAAAACACUUCAAUAUCGAAAUGAAUUGUUGGAAUCUUCUAGAGAGUUUGCUCAAACUGUUUAGAUCAGUUGAGAUGCAUGAUAGUGUGCGUAUAGCUCUAGAAAAUUGGGUUGCUUUGAUAUGGAACAUCUUGGGUGUUGGUACUGAAAUUUUAAAAUGAAAACUUAUCAUGAUACUUGAAAUGCAUCAAAUUAUUUGAUUUGCAAUACAAUCAUGGUUGUUUAGAAAAUUGUUAAUCAGAUAUGCGUAUUGUUUGCCAAAGUGAGACAAAAUGUGUUUUCUUUUCAUGCUGUCUAAUUUUUUUGUGUGUCUGAAUGUAUCUGAUACUUUAUUUUUUUGGUGUCAUUAGAUAUUUUUGACUGUGAUUUCUAGCAAAACAAUCGGCGACAAAAAGACAAGCGUGGUCAUGUAAUAAUAUAACCAAGGUGGUAUAGUCUGAUAUACAGCAUAACAUUAGAUGUGGUACAUUUGUUCGCUUGCAGACAAAUAAAAUAAUUAACUAUUGAGCUUGAGGUUGUAAUUACAGUUACAUCCAAUCUAUAAGCUGAGAAAUGAAUGCAAAAACACUAUCAAGCCAAAAAUUUUAAUCAUGAAAACACAGACAGUAUAAAAAAGUAUGAUUGAUCUACGACUUUGGGAAUUAAUUUUUGACACUUCACAUCAAUGUAAUUGGCAGAAAAUUGAUGUAUUAUUUACACACUAAAAAUGGUUUAUACGAAAUGUUAGUCAAUAUCGAAUACAACAUCAAAUAAGUGAAAAAUUAGGGAAAAAAUCAGUAAAAACCCAUUCACAACACCAUUACAUAAACUAGACUGUUUAAAUUCAAAUUUGUCAAAAAGUAUGUGAUGAACUAUAGCUUAUUGUCAGAAGGAGGGUAUUUUUGGUAAAAAAGAGGACACAGCUGAGGAGUCUGUACUUGGUAUGUUUCUAGUAAUAAUGGAAGUCUUCACUUUAUACACCGAAGAGUCAAAAUAUCAGAUUUUAAAAU
Styela clava is the source of this 2364-nucleotide messenger RNA. RefSeq lists its product as uncharacterized. NCBI's taxonomy places the organism in Eukaryota, Metazoa, Chordata, Ascidiacea, Stolidobranchia, Styelidae. The record is from RefSeq and is a predicted model, not a curated record.